This is a messenger RNA of Nematolebias whitei (Rio pearlfish), 341 nucleotides long. It is a transcript of the gene rps28, whose product is annotated as ribosomal protein S28. The transcript is spliced from 4 exons. Lineage: Eukaryota; Metazoa; Chordata; Actinopteri; Cyprinodontiformes; Rivulidae. Gene Ontology annotation, molecular function: structural constituent of ribosome. Gene Ontology annotation, cellular component: ribosome; cytosolic small ribosomal subunit. Gene Ontology annotation, biological process: ribosomal small subunit assembly; translation; maturation of SSU-rRNA. Bases 43 to 252 code for a protein of 69 amino acids. The record is from RefSeq and is a predicted model, not a curated record.
GAUGCGCACUACGUCACUUCCUUUCCGGUGUUAUCUGACAACAUGGACGCCAGCCGCGUGCAGCCGAUCAAGCUUGCAAGAGUCACCAAGGUGCUCGGUCGAACUGGUUCACAGGGACAAUGUACACAGGUGCGUGUUGAGUUCAUGGACGACAGCAAUCGCUCCAUCAUCAGAAAUGUGAAGGGUCCAGUCAGAGAAGGAGACGUUCUGACUCUUCUGGAGUCUGAAAGAGAGGCCAGGAGGCUGCGAUAGGGUUCUGCUGAAGCUGAGGAGCGUCAGUGUGAUCGGCGGACUACAGCCCACAUUCAGAUGGUUUGAAAUAAAUUGGAGUAUUAAGAUGA